Meleagris gallopavo (turkey) is the source of this 7455-nucleotide messenger RNA. NCBI's taxonomy places the organism in Eukaryota, Metazoa, Chordata, Aves, Galliformes, Phasianidae. The record is from RefSeq and is a predicted model, not a curated record.
CUAGCUCUUUUUUUCUGUCUUGGGAUGGCUCUGCUUAAAUGAGGGUGACAAAAUGUUUGCUCUGUCUGCUUUAGCAAUCAGUUGUGUGGUUUUUUUUUUCCCCCUGGCAAAUAAUUGCUGGGUUUUUCUUAUUCCCAUUUUGCAGCAGAUCUGUGAUUUCCAGUUUCCUACUCACCUACCAUCAUUUUUGAGCUUUUCUUUUUAGCAGUUUGGGAAGUCCCAGUAUCUACAGGAAACUUUCUUGUCCCAAAUAAUAGCAGAAAAUAAGUUUCAGAAUAUCCCAGGUAAGAAAAAAAAUGGAAAAGAGAAGGGACUUUGGGAAAAAGAACUUGCAAACGCAUUCAGUUUCAAUUUGACAUGAGAGAAUGCUCUAGGAGUGGUGUUAUUUUAAAAGUACUUCUGCAGAAGAGCCUUGGAGCACCAUUGUUGCACAUAAGCAGCAGCUUUCAAGGCAAUGAGAAAAACCUGGACAUAUUAAAAAAAUAUUGACUUGCCACACUGUUGUUGGUGAUCCUAAUAUCACACAUCAUAAAAGAGAUGGCUAUUAAGGGCUGACACGGGAUGUUUUUAGACUUUCAUGAUGUCUAUCCUGUCAUCUGUGAGCUCAUUAAGGAUGUAAUACAGGAAAGGAUGAGGAGUCCCAUCAGAAGGUGCGGACGUGUGGGCAUGCUAAUGGAAAACGCCCUAUUCAGUGCAUACUCUCUAUAUUUCUGGUGCUGAUACUUCAGAUUUCACUGAUGCUCAGUAAAUUCCCUGCUAUUUGUCUUGUUUUUCAGUACUCUGGAUUUCACACCGAGAGAUCUGAAUCUGACCAUGAGAGCCAGUGGGGUGGGAGCCCCCUCACCGACACAGCCUCUCCCCAGCUGUUGGAGCCUGUGGACAGGCCGAGCUCCCAGCAUCACGAUGUCUCCUGUGCCUAUAGACAGUACACGGACCGCAGUGCUCUCUGCUAUGGUUUUGCACUAGAUCACUCAAGGCUAGGCGAUGACAGACAUUUCCAUACUCAGGCCUGUGAAGGAGGCAGAUGUGAAGCUGGCAGAUACUUCCUUGGCACACCACAGCCAGGGAGGGAAGGCUGGUGGGGCUCCCGAUCAGCCUUGCCCCUGACUAAGUCGUCCCCUGAAAGCAGAGAAGCAUAUGAAAACAGUAUGCCCCACAUAACUUCAGUGCACAGGAUUCAUGGGAGAGGACACUGGGAUGAGGAUAGUGUCGUUAGCUCUCCUGAUCCUGGCUCUGCCAGUGAAUCUGGUGACCGAUACCGUGCUGAACAGUAUCAGAGCAGCCCACAUGAGCCCAGCAAAAUUGAAACUCUAAUAAGAGCCACCCAGCAAAUGAUCAAAGAGGAAGAAAACAGGCUACAGCUACGGAAAACAACCCCUGAUCCACUGAUCUCCAUUAACGGCACAGGGAAGAAACACACAAUUUGUUUUGCAAACUACCCCCAGCAGCAGUUGGCAGGGGAUAUCUGCCGUGUCCUGACAGUUGCCAACACUCCUCCCUGUGAACACAUCCAGCAACGGGAUGGCAAGAUUAUGAGCCCUCAUGAAAAUGACUAUGACAAUAGUCCCACAACACUGUCUAGGAUAAGCAGUCCCAGUUCUGACCGAAUAUCAAAAUCUAGCUUGGUACUGGCUAAAGACUACCUGAAUACAGACAUGUCCCCUCAUCAAACUCCAGGUGAUCAUCCAGCAGCUUCUCCAAAUUAUUACAACUCCCACAGGCAGUACUUUGAUAAACAUGCUUACACAUUAACUGGGUAUGCCCUGGAGCAUCUAUAUGACACUGAAACCAUUAGAAACUAUUCACUAGGCUGCAAUGGAUCACACUUUGAUGUGACUUCUCACUUAAGGAUGCAGCAAGAUCCAGCACAAGGACACAAAGGGACAUCUGUUAUAAUAACCAAUGGAAGCUGACACUUUUUUCUAAAAACUUUUGUGCUUUAAAAAGUAACCUUAGAGAUAUAAUUGGAAGAUAUAAUAUGUUUUCAUGCCCUUGUCAUUACCAGCAUUUGAUAUACCACAGUGCACUAGAGAGACUAACCCAAGGUUUGGGAAGACGAGUUAGUUAACAAAUGUUACUCUUAAAACAUAAAAAUGCACUGGCAUGCAGGGUUAGAGGGAAUGGAGCUAAACUCAAAGUUGGUGCCAUUUGAGGUGUGAAAGAUGGAAGAGAUCUAGGUAGGGAGAACCUGGGAAGGCUAGCAGAGCCAUUUACGUGCACUGUGUAAGAGGGGUUGUUUUGGAAUUGCUGCCCAGGGCAGACCUUCUGAACCAUGUGUUUCCCACACAUCCCAGAUAACAAAACUGCUAUGCACUAUCAUGGAAAGUUGGAAUGUGUUCCUCUAAAAUACACAUCAAAAUGUGUAUUUCUGGCUAUCUUUUUGUUCCCUAAAGGCCAAGUGUGUUAUGCUGCUCCGUGGUAUAAAGCAUCCAUGGCCAACCAGUACAAAAUCAAAAAGGGGAGAAAGAACUCCUCAGAUUUGUUAUUUUCUUGUGUACUCACAUGCAUAGUUAUUUACAUACACUUGAUUUGAAAGGAGUCAAAUGAGCAGUAUCCUCAUAAUUAGAAUAAUCAAAUACUAUGAGUGUAUUUAAAAGAAAGAAAGAGGGUCUUUCUCAGUGUAGUUUUGAGAAAUGUUUGUCUUGAUGGAGAGAUGGGAGAUUGCCCUCAUUUUUGAAAGGUUGCAAAAAGGGGGAAGUGGAGUGAAAUGGAAAAAAAAUCCUUGGGAGAAACAGAGAGAAUAGACUGGAUGUAGGAGUGGUCAAAGAUACGCACAUUUAACCCUAUGGCUAUGUAUGCCAUUCAGUAAUAUUUACAGCAUAAGAAAAAGUGCUUAUAAAUGGUCAAAUAAUAAUUAAAUCAAAACACAAAAGAAACUCAAUAGAAUCAGAAAAUUUUCUGUAAAAUAGAAAAGCAACCACAUACCUAUAAGAAUAUUGCAGGGAUAGAUAAAAACAUCAUGGAGGUUUGUCCUAAUUUUGUACAAGUGUUGUAGCAAAUUAAGAAAGAAUAGAAGAUUAUAAGUAUUCUGACAUAAAGAGAAGUAAUUGGUAUGGCUUUGAAAAAGUAAUAUACAUUGUUUUCUUGAUUACAGCAAAAACGAAAAAAAGAAAAAAGAAAAAAAAAGGAUAUAUGAACAUAUUAGGAAUACCAAAAUCAGUCAUAUAUAAAGAAAAAAUUACUAAUGGAAAUUAGGGUUCCAAAAAAUUCAAUUGCAUUACAAAUAUUGAUAUUAUCAUGGCCUGUCCUGGAGUUAUAGAAGAUAUCAAAAGAGGCAGAAAAAAUUUCUGUUUAAUAAACUCAUGAACAAAGAGUCACUAACUGAUUAGAAAAGAUUCAAUAAAAAACAUAUGCUAAAAAAGUAAACUAAGUUAUUUGUAGGCAAGAAUAUUAGACCUGUGCUUCUUUUUAUGGCAUUUACAAGACAUCUCAAAGUAGACUGCAACAGGAACAGGACCAGCACUCCUUAUUAUACCAAAAUGAAGGUAAGAGGACUUAAGGUGGUUACAAAAAUGAGAUUAGCACUAAGUCAAGCUUCAUUUGUAACAUUAAGAAUUUCAACAUAUGGGAUUGAGUCAUCAGUGGAACUAAAUAUAAAGCAGCAUGCUAUGGGUGGGUUAAAAAUAUCUAUUUUCAAAUAAAAUUAAUGAGAAGCAAAAGCUAAAUAAUAACAUUGUAAGCCACGUAAGUAUAGAUGUACUUGAAAGUAGAGGAAAUUAACUCUCUGAAUGUGGAAUAUUGUGUAUAGUUCUGAUCACUCCAAGGCAGAUUGUGAAUCUUGAAUUGAGUAGUACCUUACUCCAUAAGCAAUCUCUAUUGACUGCAGUGUGAUCACUCCUGGUGAAAUGUACGUUGAACACAAGGAAGAGUAACAGUCUGGUUUUUAUUAUCUAAAGCCCAUAAUAGAAAAGGUGGAGCAGAGCUCAGCAAAAAGAUAAAGAGACUGAAAGAUCUAAUAAAACUUUAAAUAAACCGGGUCUGUCAUCUUUGUAACGGAAAGAAGUAUGGGGUAAUGUCACUGAUGUGUACCAAGCUCUGCACAGAAGAGAGAUAAAUAAUGCUCUAAAACUAUUUGAACUAGUGACAGAAAUGAGAGACAGGGCAUUGAAUGUUAGCCAAAGUAAAAUGAGAACAAAAUGAUUUGGCAAGAAAUGUAUUUGACUAACUGCCAAAUGAAUAACAAAGGUCUAGAGAUUUUUGUUUGUUUGUUUGUUUUAAGAUAAAAGCAAAGCAAAUAAUUGAAGGGGAGAAAAACAUUGACAACCCUUAAAUCAGAGGAAGGAACGGACCAAAAUGGACUUCUUUCAGCCCAAAAAUUGUAUAUCUUCCUAAAGCAUAGGAACAGCAAAGUAUUUUUGAUAAAUCCAGUUCUGGAUAAAUCUUUAUUUCACUUAUUCAUAAGAAUAAUAUGAAUGAACUUGUAUUUGGAGUCUCAUUGUACAGUAUUAAAAUACAAUUUGCAAAGCGAAUUAGAGUAGAGGUACACAGUAUUGUAUUAUCCUUACUCGUACACGUAAAAAGUCUAACUGCCAAUACUAUUUUGUAUUACUGAGGACUUUCCUAAACUGUUUGGAUGAGUAGGAUUCUGUCAGCACUAAAGUUUUUUAGGGUCAUCAAGCACCCUUGUUGUGAAACUUUUAAUUAGAAGGCAAUAGGGUUCUGGAGAUCAGCUUGUCUAAUGGUCUAAUGACCACAAGUAGUCAGGAGAAGACAGUUUGGGCAUUCUGACAGGCACUUUGGAAAAACAGAAGACUUAUAAAGCAGGCAGGCACAAUAUAGGAUGUUUCUAUCUGUACAAUUUCAUCUAGGAAAAAGCCAGUGUGCUGUGCAAUAAAAAAAAAAAAAAAAAAUCCCCAUAGCCAUUUAAUUUCAGUUCAAAAUUAAAAUUUCAAAACUGUUGUUACUUCUCCUAUUUUCAACAGUACCAGUCCACUACAGUGAUAAAUGCAACAAAAUGCACUGUAAUAAAUAGGAUACCUGAUAUAUUAGUAGAGAGGUAGAAGGGUCUGUUUCUGCAGCUAUGUUCUGCUACAGGCAUAGGCUGAUGCUCAGUUCCCUCCUGGAGUUUCAGCAACUGUUGCUCCUCAGCACUUCAGUAGAUGCCUUUUGUUAGCUACUUUGCUAUUCUGCUGCUAUUAGAUAGCCAGGAAUUUCUUCUGAAUUGACAGAAAGCAUUAAAUGUUGUAAACAUAGGCUCUGCAUGCUACAUGCUACUUGUGCAAAUUUGCAACCUUAAUUAUAGCAUAUAAUAUCACUGCAGAUCACAUAACAUUUACUUUUAAAUAUGGUAUAAAGCUUACCUUUUCCACGGUGUAUUUAUUUAAUUUGAAUUUUCAUUUAGUAUCCUUUAAGGAUAUAGCGGUUUUUUCCCCCUUUAUUUUCUAAAUCAAAUGAAAUAUUUCAGAAAAUUGAAAAAUGCAGUUUUUGUACCAAAUACAUAAAAUGUAUCACAUUAACUAAAGGUUAUCACUUUAAAGCAGAUAUGUAGGUUGUGAAUUGGUACAGGAAAAAUAAAAAUUGAUGUGCUGUGUCAUUUCUCUAACAUAAUAGUGCUUUGCUAUUUACAGCAAAUUAAUAUUUUGUAGCUACUCCAACAGUAAAUUGACGACAGCUCUCUUAAAUCAUUUCUUAUUGACAUCAGUGGAUGGUGCAUUAUGACUUUGGUGUAUCUUUUUUAAAGUGGAAAAAAGCCUCCCUAAUUUUUAUACAAAAUUACACCCCAGAAUGUGACUGUGAACAAAUUUGCACAAUGAUUCUUUAGUUAGAAAAAGAACCUUACUCAGUAACUUGUCCCAUUGACAAUGGGAAUAUCUGUGGAGUAAGGUACUACUUAAUAUGUGUAAGGGCCAAAAAUGUUGACUUCCUGUGAUCUGGCAACAGAUUUGUGUUUUUGUUUGUUUGUUUUGAAUCUCAAAAUAUGAGUAUGGAAACAACGAAAGGUGAUGGCUGUAAUGGCUAUGGUUCUACAAUAGAGUUUAUUUGUAUGUGCUUUAAAAACAAGUGCAUCUCUGUGUGGAAGAGGCUCAGAUGUAUUUCCUUAAGAUUCAUAAGGCUUUGCUGAUGUAUCCACACAGUACUGACAUGGGUUACACACUGAAACUCUUUUCUUUCAAACAUUCUUAAUCACUUUUAUCUGAAUCUUUUUUAUUUCUGGACUUGCAGCAUUUAUUCAUUAAUGUUCCUAAAUAUAUUAACUACCAUAUGUUCAAUUAUGUGAACAUCCUGAAUGAACUGGGGGGAGAAAAAGUAUUUUUGGAAAAGGAACAGCUACUCUAGAAAACCAGACUGGGUGUUGUGAAGGCCAGUUAGCCUUUCUAUUGAGGAACAAUUCUGAGGUGCACGCUUGAGUUUUAGACCUUCUGCAGAAUCAUGUCUUGCAAUGAGACCUAGCUAUGUCUGUCCUAAGGUGGCUGUAGUUAAUGUCAACAAUUCAGGCUCUGGUAUUUCCACGAGUUGCAAAUUUACUUGAAACACCUAAGGGGCUAAAGGCAAUGCAGGCAUUGUUGUCAGGAUCAAUGGUGGAUGAACAAUCUUUUCUGUAGGUAUACUGGAUUAGCUUCAGACACCUUCACAGUGUGAAAGAGAACUUCUAUUUUUUGCAGGUAAUAUCGGUGGUUAAAUAUUCUGGCCAUAUGCUCUGAGAAGCAAAAACAAAGCAAAACAACAAAAAAGCCAAGCCAAACCUAAAGCAAAAAAGCCCACUUUUUUUUUCUGUAAUCCAAUGGUAUAGUGUUGAUAUAGCCUGCUAGAGGAGUAGCUGAGUGUUUAGCAAAGUGUUUUUACCAAGUUGUUAUUCUGAAGGCUAAAAGCUGAAAUAGUCUUCUGUUUGGAAUGAUGAGAGCACUAGUGUGACUCCAUUUCACAUUUCCUUAGAGCAUUUAUUAAUGAAGAAAUUAUGUGAGGUUAACUUCACAGUGGCAUUUAGCAUAUUUGUACAAGAGUCCUGUGGAUAAAUCUGGCUCUACGUUGCUAGGAAUGCAUCCUUUUCUGAAAAGAGGUAAUUUAUGACUCCAUCUAUGAAACUGUAUUUGAAAAGAAAGAUCAAAUGCAGGCAGAAACAAAGCUUUCUUCUGAUCAGAUUCAGUAACUCCCUUCUCAUAUGGAAUUAUAAAGAUUUCCUGUUGUUCUAGGAUUCAAAACGCAGCUUUCAAAGAUGUUUAUUUAUUGCAAUUUAAACUGCAUUUUUUUUUCCAGAUGCCAAUACAGUGGGAAGUUUGGAAAUGCGAGAAAUAGUCUUGCUUACACCAUUUAAAACAUAUGCACUUUUGCAUUUAAAGGAAAUACAAUCUAUUAGGAAAAGUUCUUUUAAGGCACUGAAACAUUUCCCCAAGGUAAAUAUUUCAAUGCAUAAAAUAUGUUAAUCUAGCAAAAAGAAAAGAAAAAGGCACUUGAGACUUACUAAAAUAUUUCAUGUUUGCUUUAAACCAAUGAGUUAUACUUUUGGAAAAAAAAAAA